AUGUCGUCCAUCGAAGAGCUCGUCAUCAAGGGCAUCCGCUCCUUCUCACCCGACGGCCGAGGGAGCAAGAUCCGGUUCUACACCCCCCUGACGCUCAUCGUCGGCCACAACGGCGCCGGCAAGACUACCGUCAUCGAGUGCCUCAAGUAUGCCACCACUGGCGACCUGCCUCCCAAUUCCAAGAGCGGCGCAUUUAUCCACGAUCCCAAGAUUGCCAAGGAAGUCGAGGUCAAGGCGCAGGUCAAGCUGCUCUUUCGCUCGGUGGACGGCAAGGUUAUGGACAUGACCCGAUCGCUGUCGCUGACCCAAAAGAAGGCCACUGUCUCUAUGAAGACGCUCGAGAACAUCCUCCACAUGGUCAACGAGCACGGGGAGGUAAAUGGCCUGGCCGUGGCGAGCAGAUGGAACUCGGCCGAUCCAGAAAUCAGCAUCAGCAACCGCUGCGCCGACAUGGAUGCCGAGAUGCCCGAUCGCUUGGGUGUUUCCAAGGCCAUCCUGGAGAACGUCAUCUUUUGCCACCAGGAGGAUUCGUUCUGGCAAGUUGACGACUUUGCAGCAGCGCUGUCCUCUCAGCCGCUCUCCGAGCCCUCGGUCUUGAAGAAAAAGUUCGAUGCCAUCUUUGCGGCGACCAGAUACACCAAAGCAAUCGAGAACAUCAAGGCCCUCCGAAAAGACCAAGCCGUCGACCUCAAGCUCGAUCGACAGCGGCUCCAGCACCUUGGAGAUAACCGAGACAAAGCCAACAAAACCCGGGUCCUGCUUAGCGGCAUCCAGACAAACAUUCGCAUCGCCAAAGAACGGUAUGACCGAAUCGAAGGGAGCGAAAUCAACGUUUUGCUGCAGCAGCUCAAGGACUAUGCAGCCCAAGACAGCCGCACAGAGCAGCUUCGGCUCGAGAUCCAGACUUUUGCAAAGGAGCAUGAGAUGGUUGUGGCGAGUAUGGAGGGCAUGAAGGGCACGUUCGAGGAGUACGCCGAGUCGGACGAGGAACUGCAGGCACUGCUCCGGACCUACAGCGAGCGCAUCACAAAUGAGAAACAAGACCUGGAAGAUAAGGAGCGGCAGAAGGCUUCUGCGACCGCCGAGCUAUCACAUCUUCAGCAAGACAUGUCGCUCAAGCUGACAACCCAAGGGCAACUGCAGGCCGAGCAAAGUGCCUUCCAACGACGAAUGAAGGAGCGCGAUCAUCUGGCCCAGGAGCUGGCCGCUCAAAGCUGCUUCAAAGGAAUCGAGGGCCUUGACUCGGCAUCGACGCCUCAGUUCAUCCAACGGACCCGUGAAGCUUUAGAGACUCAAGAGCGCGCCCUUAAGGACUUGGAGACGGACGGAAGGGCCAAGGAAGAAGCACUUCGUUCGGCGAUACACGAUCACCGAACCGCGUGGUCCAUCAAAAUCGAAAGAAAAAACCUCACUCAUAAACAGCUGGAAGCUAGUCGCUCCAAACUUGAUACGGCGUCAAGCAGACUGAGGGCUGUGUCAGGUUCCGGCAGGGGGGCGGAGGAGAUUGCCGCUGCCCUGGCCAAAGAGGAAUCGAUGCUGUCAGCGGCUGGUCACUCAGAUCAGAUACAGGACCUCGAACAGGCCAUUGUCAAGCAGUCGCGUGAGCUCGCGGCCGAGGAAGCGAGGCUCCACCAGUUCGCCGACGAACUCACGAUGCUGAACAUGCAAUCCGACACGCGCGCCCGACUUGGUAUCAAGAAGAGCGAGCACAAGCGCAAGUCCGAUGCUCUUGAAAAGAUGUUCAAGCAGCUCUCGGGCGAAUACCAGCGACAGCUCGGCACGCCGGCCGACCCCAGCAGCAUGGAGCAGUCGGUCUUGGCAAUGAUUGCCACAACCGAGAAGGCAAUCAAGGAAAUGGAGCAGCAAGAGCAGGAGGAGCAGAAGCGAAUGACGGCGUGUCAAACCAAGCUCGGUAUCAUGAAAGGCAGCUACGAAAAGUCCAAGGGCGAACUGCGAGAUAAGGUGGCCCAGCUCAAGCAAGCCUGCGGCGAGAGCGACUACGCCACCGCCAUGGAGAAGGCCGAGAUUGAGUACCAGGACUAUCUUGAGGUCUCGUCGUCGAUGACGAGUGCAGCAAAGUUUUACGAGCAGUUUCUGGCUGUGUUCGAGUCCAAGAAACACUGUCCGCUGUGCGUCAGGCAGUUUGGCACCCGCGAGGAGGAAAAGAAGUUUACAUCCCGACUCAAAGCAGUCAUUCAAGCGGUUCCUGGCCAGGUCAAAGAUGCACAGGAGGAGCUAGCCAGUCUCGAGAAGCACCGCACGCAGCUGCUGAAUUUGCGUGGAGUUGCCGACGAGGUCGAGAAGCUCAAGAAAAGCGUGAUCCCGGAAUUGAGGAAAUCGAUCGGCGAGUGCGAAGAAGAGCUCGAAGCCUGUCGGUCAGACCACGACGAUGUUCUCGGCAAUUUGGGGCUCCUCGGUGUCGAGCACGACCAGCUGAUACUCCUGAAGACGAAAAUCGGAGAGCACACGCGGCUCAAGAGCGAACUUGCUGCUCUGGGCCAGGAGGUCGAUCGACUCUCCAAGGACCUUGAGGCUGGUGGUAGUGGGAAGACCAUGGACGAGCUCCAGCAGGAGCAAGAGGAGUGCUCGUCGCGAUGUAUGUGCCCAUCAGCCAGCUGCCGAGUUAUUCGAGAGCCACCUGCUCUAAUGCGCAUUUCCGCAACCUGCAGCAAGCAACUUCGCAAGAGCCUCGAACAAGCCAACGGGGACAUUCGCGCUAAGCAGCGAGAAAUCCAGUCGAAAGAAGUCCAUAUCCGCAAUCUGCGCGAGCGGCUCAAUGCGGAGCAGCUGAAAGAUGCAGAGAAGGCUCAACUCAUCAAGACUAUGGACGAGCUUCAGAAGGAGACGAGUGCUUUUAAUCGUGAAAUUGAGAACGCCGAGCGCGAGAUCAGCAGCAGUUCGCUCCAGAUCCGCGCGGCUGAGAAGGAGCUCUCAAGCUUCCGGAGUGACUUGGAGGCCAAAAAGAGCGUGCUUGUCAAGGACCUUGCGCAGCUCCGUGACGCUGUCAACCAAAUCCAAGCCAUCGAGCGGGAUAUCCAACGAUACGUCAAUUCCCGGGGCGACGAGCGGCUCCAGCGGUGCAUCAAGGAAGUCCGAGCCGUAGAAACCCAGAAGCGGAACAUCGAGACGCAAAUCGCUGGCCUGAGCAACGAGAUCGAGUCGGUCCUCAAGGUCAACAGCCAGAUCCAGGUUCUACAGCGCGGGAUCGAUGACAACCUGCGGUACCGCCAGAUGGAGCGGAAGAUCGAGCAGAUCAGCAGGAGUCUGGACACUGCAAAGGCCGAGCUGCAGCGACAGCAAGGCGCCGAGUUUGCCGCGGAUUACGCGCGGGUGAAGAAGAAGCACGAUCAACUGAUCAGCGAGCGAGCCACGCUUCUUGGCGAGCUGAAGCAACUGGAGGAACAAGAGCGGCAUCUUCUCGAGCAGCUUGACAGCGACUACAAGAACAUUGACGAAGAGUUCCACGAGGGCACAAUCAAGCUCAAGACCGAAGAGCUGGCCUACUACGAUCUGGAAAACGCAAUCAUGAAGUAUCAUUCAAUGAAGAUGGAGGAGAUCAACAAGACGAUCCGUGAGCUCUGGACCAAUACCUACCAAGGGGCGGACAUCGACACGAUUGAGAUCCGCUCUGACAACGAAGGCAUACGAGGCAACCAGUCCUAUAACUACAGAGUUGUCAUGAUCAAGAGCGACAUCGAACUCGAUAUGCGAGGACGGUGCAGCGCCGGACAGAAGGUCCUGGCAUCCUUGAUCAUCCGACUGGCUUUGGCCGAGUCGUUCUGCCUGAACUGCGGCAUUCUUGCCCUGGACGAACCCACGACGAACCUCGAUCGCGCCAACAUCGAGAGCCUGGCAGAGAGCCUGGUCAACAUCAUCAAGAUGCGGAGGCUCCAGUCCAACUUCCAGCUGAUCAUCAUCACCCAUGACGAGGAGUUUAUGCAGCUGCUGGGCAAAUCCGAGUUCUGCGACCAUUACUGGCGGGUGCUGAAGAACAGCGAGUAUCACAAUGUCCUGCUGAUGGACGGCUCGUUCGGCGACCUGCCCAUAUGUCUCGGCUACUCACACCUCUUCCUGCCCUCCCCUCGCUGUCUCCUUGGCUGCGUCAUCGACCGGAACAUUGAUUUCGCAUCGGUCCUGCAAUCCGGCGGACCCUUUCUUCGCAGCGGCUGCUCCGAAAUCCAUCGGCAGUCGAUCGUGUCCGAGUUUUGA
Molecule: messenger RNA, 4209 nt
Organism: Polychytrium aggregatum
Lineage: Eukaryota; Fungi; Chytridiomycota; Chytridiomycetes; Polychytriales
Exons: 26
Coding region: 1-4209 (1402 amino acids)
Biological process (GO): double-strand break repair; telomere maintenance via recombination; telomere maintenance via telomerase
Cellular component (GO): Mre11 complex; nucleus; condensed nuclear chromosome
Molecular function (GO): G-quadruplex DNA binding; ATP hydrolysis activity; double-stranded telomeric DNA binding
Source: RefSeq, a predicted model, not a curated record